This is a messenger RNA of Penicillium alfredii, 2052 nucleotides long. RefSeq names its product potassium channel family protein. The coding region runs from base 1 to 2052 and encodes 683 amino acids. Gene Ontology annotation, biological process: potassium ion transmembrane transport; stabilization of membrane potential. NCBI's taxonomy places the organism in Eukaryota, Fungi, Ascomycota, Eurotiomycetes, Eurotiales, Aspergillaceae. The record is from RefSeq and is a predicted model, not a curated record. Gene Ontology annotation, molecular function: potassium ion leak channel activity. The transcript has 3 exons. Gene Ontology annotation, cellular component: membrane.
AUGAGGCCGCCUGAAGAUGACGAGCCCCAGUCGUGGUGGAUUGCAUCAACGGCGAUCCCUCUUGUGGCCGCGGCCACAGGCCCGCUGGCUAAUGUCAUGUCCAUCGUGGCACUGGUCAUGCCGUGGAGGAGCAAUAUCAUCUCUACUGAGGAAGGACCUGCUGGCAACAUCAUCCAGAAGGGCUACCCCGAUCCCCGUUGGACCACUGCGCUUAAUGCCGUCUCGCUGGUCUGCGGCGUGGUGGGGAAUGUAUUUCUGUUGUUCAAUUUCACGCAGACAGUACGCUAUAUCAUCGCGCUGCCGGUGACGAUCAUUCUAUGGUUUUUGGCCACGGGCAUCCUGGGCGGAAUUACUGCCGCCAUGUCUGUAUACAGUCCUCCAACUGCCCCAGAUCAAAUAUUCUCACAGGCAUACUGGAGUGCCGUCAUCGCAGCGAUCCUCUACUUCAUUCUGAGCAUCAUCCUGAUGAUCAACAUGCUGGGAUAUUUCCUUGGUCGAUACCCACAACAUUUUUCUCUCACUGACGACCAGCGCACGCUGAUCUUACAGAUGACUGCAUUUGUAAUGUGGCUGCUGAUCGGUGCGGCGAUCUUCCAGCGAGUGCUAGGCAUCUCGUUUGCCGACGCCUUGUACUUUUGCGACGUCACAGUCCUGACCCUCGGGUUUGGAGACAUAACUGCCCACACGGCCGUCGGAAGAGGCCUGAUCUGGCCGUAUGCAGUCAUCGGGAUUAUCAUGCUUGGUCUGGUCGUGGGCAGUAUCCAUCAAUUUGCUCGGGAGGUGCAUUAUGACAAUGUGGUCCGGAAGCACAUUGAAGAGAAACGACAGUCGACUUUCAAUCGAUCAAUUAACCUUGAGGAACUCCAUGCCGCUCGCGAGAAUCCAUCAAAUGGCGGAAAAGAUGUGCCCGCUCCGGUCCUUCUUCGAGACGGGUCCGUGACCGCCCACUAUAAGCAUCACAGCCACCAGCCUAUCCGCAAUGCCUUGCGGGCGAGCCGUCGACCCAAGCUAUUGGUCAUGCGAGAGGAAAAGGACAGGUUCGUGGCGAUGCGCGCUAUCCAGUACGAGACCAUGCGAUUCCGUCGUUGGAACGACCUGAUCCUCAGCGUGAUAGCGUUUGGCAUAGUGUGGACCUGCGGCGCGGUAGUAUUUUGGCAGCUGGAAGAGAUCAGCUACUUUGAGGGGCUGUAUUUCUGUUUCUGUUCGCUGAUCACCAUCGGGUAUGGCGACUUCACGCCUCAGUCCAACGCGGGCCGGCCGUUCUUCGUGCUGUGGUCGCUCAUUGCCAUUCCCACCAUGACCAUGCUCAUCUCGCAGAUGAGCGACACCGUCGUGGCCAGUUUCAAGCAUGCCACCGACAAAGUCGGUGACUAUGUCGUCCUGCCGCAGUCGGGGAAGUAUAGAGCCUUUCUGGACCACUUCCCGCGCAUCCAGCAGGCCGUCCAGCGCCGCCAGGAAAAGAAACGAGUGAAGCGCGGAUUCCAGGUCGGUGCUGAGGCGGACGAGGAGGCCGAACCAGAAACCAAUAGACCGUCAUCCACUAGUGGACCCAAAGAAGUUGACCAGCAGCAUAGCAGUCACAAUGACCCAUCCCAUGAUCAUCCGCACCGCACAAUCGAAGAACUCGCCCGCGAUCCUGGUCCCUCCCCCUUCGAGCUAGCCCAGCAGCUAGCCUUCGCCAUCCGUCGCACGACGCACGACGCAGUCGACAGCCAGCACAAACGGUACAGCUAUGAAGAAUGGGCCGAGUUCACUCGUCUCAUCCAAUUUACCGAUCCACAGACGCGACCAUCCUCGUACUCGACGAGUCAGCCGCGCGGAGGCGAAGGCUGCGUGUCAGUGGAUUCAGACGAAUACGGGGUCCUCAACUGGGACUGGAUUGGCGAGAAUAGCCCGUUGUUGGCCAAGCAGAGUGAGCCGGAGUGGAUCCUGGAUCGGCUGUGCGAGAGCCUGAUCCGGUAUGUGUCGACUCAAGAGCAGAGUCGCGCCACCGGUGCUAGAGGUGUUGAUGCGGAAGAGGCGACAUUGAGGAAAGAAAAGGAUCUUGGGUAG